AGAACUUCACCAUGUUUUACUGAAAUUUGGAAUGAAAUAUUACUAUUUAUGAAUGAACAUAAUUUAGAUAUUGAAAUUUCAUCUCAAGAUUCAAAAAGAAAAAGAUUGCAACCCAAUUCUUUGAAAAAUUUUGUUGUCUCUACUCCUACUAGUGAUCAAUAUAAAUCCAAUGAAAAUAUAAAAAAAAUUAGUGUCGAAGAUCAUUUUAGAACUUCAGCUUUUUUUCCAAUUAUAGAUGCUAUAGUUGAAAAUUUAAAGAAAAGGUUUUCGCAAGAAAGUUUAACUAUGGCUUCAUCAGUUGAUUUUUUUCUUAAUUUAAACUUCAAGGAAAGUUAUCAUUUUAUUGAUCAUUAUCAUUCUUCAAUGGAUGUAUCUAAAGAAUGUCUUAAUUGUGAGAUGACAGUUGCUAAAAAUGUUAUUUUACAAUCCAUUGGUCCUGAUGCGGAUAUGAAUGUCGAGAAUAUUAUACCUAUAUUAUUUGAAAACAAAUCAACGUUCCCGAAUUUGUACAAAUUAUUUAAUGUAGCCUUAACUUUACCUAUAAGUUCAGCUACAUGCGAAAGAAGCUUUUCAGCUAUGAAAAAAAUUAAAACUUGGCUUAGAAAUUCAAUGACGCAAGAUAAAUUUACAAAUGUAUCAAUUUUAUAUAUUGAAAAAGAUAUUUCUAAAAACAUUAAUGUGGAGGAAAUUUUAAAUUUAUUCGCGAAUGAAAAUAGAUAUUUAUUAUUGAAGUAGUAUUUAAUAUAUAAUUUUUAAUUGUAUAAUAUGUUAAUUAUUUACUUUUUAUUCAUUAUUAUUAUGUUAUUUAAUUGGGGGUGCGGGGGCGAAGCCCCUGCGGGUCACUUUGUGUAAAAAAUGUUAGCCCCCCUCAAAAUAUAACUAAAUGUCCGCCUAUGAGUCUAAUAAUACAUAAAUUAUUAAAAAAAAAAUAACGCAAAAUAUUCGCUGUAUAAGAUUAUUAAAAAUGAUCACAAAAUUCAA
Daktulosphaira vitifoliae (grape phylloxera) is the source of this 981-nucleotide messenger RNA. RefSeq names its product 52 kDa repressor of the inhibitor of the protein kinase-like. The transcript is spliced from 3 exons. Gene Ontology annotation, molecular function: protein dimerization activity. The coding region runs from base 49 to 735 and encodes 228 amino acids. The record is from RefSeq and is a predicted model, not a curated record. Lineage: Eukaryota; Metazoa; Arthropoda; Insecta; Hemiptera; Phylloxeridae.